AUGGCGCAGCCCAAGGAGAAGGAGGGCUGGCUGCGCAAGAAGAGCCACCACGUCGGCCUGUGGCACUGGCGCUUCUUCAGGUGCGACAACGGCAAGCUCCUGUACUGGAAGCACCAGAGCGGCGCCAUCGACAGCGAGAGCGCCAGAGGGGAGCUGCCACUGAGGGGCAUCCACGCGGCCGCGGCGCCAGGCGGAGGCCCCUGGCGGGGCUGCGGUGCCGGGCGCACGUCCUCGGUCAGCUCCUCGGUGCACGCGGCGCCAGGCGGCUGCCGCCUCCUGCUGCGCUGCGCCGACGGCGCCUACGACGAGGAGCUGAUGGCGGCCACGCCGCAGGAUCGCGAUGACUGGGUCGCGCUCCUGAACCGCGAGUCCCUCCGUGCAAGGGCCGCCUUGCCGCACGUCUCCCCCGAGAACUUCCUGAAGGCCAAGGGCCUCUGGGAGCCGCUGCUGCAGCGAGCUGCGGGCGAGCUCGCCGCGGGGGAGGGCGAGGCCACGCCUUCCUCCGCAGGGCCCGGCGCUGGUGCCUCGGCGGGCGGCACGUCCGCCGCCGCCAUGCUGGUCUCGCACACGAUGUCCGGGCCGGCGCUGCUGAGGCUGUCGGACGGGACGUCUGCUCCGAGGCAGGGGCCGCUGGUGGUGGCCGGGAGGCGGCUGCUAGCCAGGAAGCGGGACGCCGCCGCCGUGCUGGAGACGCGGGUGCUGCUCCUCAGCGGCCGCACGUUGGGCGCGCAGGGGCAGUGGAGCGGGUGGCAGGCCCAGCCGCCCGCCGUGAUGCCGAGCGGGGCGGGCGCGACCAUGACGACCAUGCAGUCGGAGGCCAACGGCGUGGUCGAGUUCGAGACCUUGCAUGCGUACUCGCACCGCCUGGACAGCUCCAAGGCCAUCGCCAGCCUGCCGCUGCUCGGGUGCAGCGCGGGGCCAGUGGAGCAGUGCGCGGACGGCAGCGGCUGGUGCGUGCGCGUGCUGGAGGCUGCGCAGCUGCCCGCGUCCCCCUCAGCAUUGGGAGGGAGCGAGGCGGAGGUGCAGCGGCGCCCCGGCGGCUGGCAGAGCCUGGGCGCCCCGCGGCAGGAGCGGUGGACGCUGAUCUUCCACUCCCGCGAGAGGUGCGAGGAGUGGCAGAGGGCGAUCCAGCUCGCCUGCUCGGCGGCAAAGGCGCAAGAGGCUGGCCGCCGGCGCACGCGCGAGGAGGCCCUGGCGGAGUACGACGCGGACCCCGCCGCGUGGCGGCGCGGCGCCCGCCGGCGGCUGGCCGAGGCGGAGGAGAGCGCCGCUGGCGCUGGCGCCGCAGUCGGGCUGCGGAUGGUGAUCCAGGCCUGCGACGAGGCGUGGAACGAUUCCGAGGACCUCCUCGACAGCGCCCUGCAGCAGAGGCCCUGGCGCCGGGACGCCUGCGAGGCGGUGCUGCAGGCGGCGCUGGAGCCCGCCCUCGCGUGCGCGGGGCGCGCCUGGGCCCGCUGGGGCGGCGAGCUGCCUCCGGAGGACGGCCGCGCCCUCCUGCGGUGGCUGGCCGCGCGGCGGGCGGCGUCGCACCGGCUAGGCGUCGUGUGCCCUGCCCUGAACGCGGCAAUCUCCGGGCUGUCGGCGGAGCUCUGCCUCCGCGCAG
Messenger RNA from Prorocentrum cordatum, 1603 nucleotides. NCBI's taxonomy places the organism in Eukaryota, Dinophyceae, Prorocentrales, Prorocentraceae. The record is from the annotation of a GenBank genome assembly.